GCGGAGGGUGCGCGCGUGAAAGCGGAUACUUUGGAAAGCGAGGAAUCACAGCACCGUCAUAGCUAUCCGCGCCCUGACGCACAAACAGGCCAGGGCUAAACUUAUGCCGCUGUCGCCGUGAUCUGCGCGUGUUCGCACGCAGCCCACACCGCGGACGCUGCACUUCGCGAGAGACGACGUGGAUAAAAGCAAUCGCUCACGAACCGGCCUCCCGAUUCAUCGGGCUCCAGUAUUAUUUUCGAACACUUCGUUUAUUUAUUUCCCCUUUAGAGUAGAAAAUUCAACAAUACAACAUGUGUGCUUCACCGAAGAGCGUCACCAUGAGGGUGCUCGUUUGCAGCAUUCUCGUACUCUGUGUGUCGAGUCAAGAGAGUGCCACUAGGAGCUACGAGGCGGACCUGCGAGAUAUCGCACAGGUAGUGAUCAAAAAGUUCUUCCCCAUUGUCUCGGAACUCGUGACGAGUCCCGAGCUCUCCGUGGACUGCUCAUCGAGUCUACUGAAAACCUUCUCUGGAUUGCGGCAACAGAAAGCAUGGGCGUACCGAAUGAUUCUCUCGAAUGCCAUGCUGUCCAGCAACCCACUGGAGGGCACGUACGUGGCCAUGGGAGGUUACGACCAGUGCUUGCGCACGCGCGUUUAUCUGGCCGACGGUGAGCUGGAUUUCAAGGGCCAGUACUGUUCGCUGUUCUACAAGCUGCCACCAGCAUACUUCGAGACAUUUAUCAAACGCUUCCAUGAGAUUGGAGAGUUGACUGGCCGGAAGAAUCCUCUGACAGCAACUUCAGCCGAUGAAUUUCAGAGUGUCGACACGAGAGGUGCCCUCUGCACGCCCUCAACGUGCACUGAACAGGACAUGACUUUCAUGAUCAGAUCGAUAUUGACCCUUUAUGGUGGAAACGCAACAGUGACUUCAUGCCGGACAGAAGAUCCGAAGACGCUGAGCACAGCCCAUAUCAUUUGCUUAUCGAUCCUUGGUUUUCUGCUACUGCUAGUCUUAGUCGGCACAGGAACUGAGUUGAUAAUUAGGAAAAGAUGUCCCAAGAAAAAAUCUCCAACUCGUGGGCCUCUCAGAGUCAUCUUGUCCUUCUCAGCUAUCACAAAUACAUGGUACCUGCUACGGACGGAAAUAAAGCCAGAGCGAAAAGCGCUCGGAUUUAUGGCUGGCUUGAAAGUCAUCAUGGCAUUCUGGGUUGUACUCGGCCAUGCCUACAUACUUGUACCAACUGGAUUCUUUCAUUCGGUUUACACCAUGGAGUACAUGACAUGGAAUUUCACGUUCCAGUUUAUAAUCAAUGCCUUCCUCAGCGUUACAACAUUUUUCUUCAUUAGCGGCUUUCUACUUUCGUAUCUGGUAACAGAAUCGCGGUCAUCUGUCCUGAAUAAUAACCUGCUACUCGUUUACAUAAGUCGAGGAGUUCGCCGUUACAUCAGGUUGACCAUUCCAACUUUGGUGGUGCUGGUGACGGGUCUAUUGCUCCCUCUCACGGGAUCGGGGCCGGCUGACGAGGACGCCUACAACCAGCACAUUAGGAGUUGCUACCACAACUGGUGGAGGCUGAUUGUGCAAGCACAGAACUUCGUCGAGGAGGGCCAGCUGUGCCUCCAGCAUUUGUGGUAUGUCAGCACAGACCUGCAAAUAUUCAUGUUCAUCGCCUUUCCGCUGACUCUUCUACUUCUCAAAUACCCAAAGACGUCUCAAGUUAUAGGCGUCAUCGUCGCCGUGGCCUUCUGCAUCAUGACGUGCCUUCAGACACACUCGUGGAACCUCUUCUACGCUUUAAACGGCGGAUCGAAUGACAUGAGGAAAAUGCAGAGGACGCUUCUAUACGUUUACAUCCGGCCGUUCACUCAUGUGGCCACAUACAUCGUGGGUAUUCUCUGUGGCUACGCUGCAAGUCAACAUAAGAAUAAGCACAUCCACUUGAUGCUGCAGGCUGUCUUGUGGUGCCUGUCCCUUGUUCUUGCCUGUGCGGUGAUGUUCGUCACGGUACCCUGGAACCAAGGCAUGCUUCCUGAGGACUUGUCCAACUCGAUUUAUGCCGGCUUUCAUCGAAUCUCCUGGGCUAUCGCAUUCUGCUGGCCAACGUACGCUUGCGCAACUGGAAGAGGUGGCUGGCUGAACAAGAUGUUCUCGUGGAAGUUUUUCAUCCCGCUGUCAAGAUUGACAUUCAGCAUCUACCUUGUUCACGUUCUCAUCUACAUCGCCCGCAUGAUUCGUCUCCGGACAUACGUUAACACCGAUGAGUUCUUCCAGCUCAACGUUGCGCUGGGCGUGUUCGCUCUGAGCAUCGUGUUCGCCUACGUUCUGCACAUACUCAUCGAGGCUCCCGUCUUUCAACUUGAGAAAAUCUUGUUCGAGCGAAAAUCGGAGGAAGAUGCGCCACCAGCUAUAUUAAAGAACGCGAAUGGCGUCGAGCAUGCGAAUGGCUUUGAGUAUGCUAAAGGCAAGGACGAACCCAAGAGCAGUAUUCUCUAGGCAUUCCUUUUCAAUAUAUUAUGGCGACGUAAAGCGCCAUAACUAGACCAGCGCUGAGCUGUCAACUUGGCAAUAUACCAGCCAACUGCAAACAAGUGCCACGGCCAUUCAGCAGUUGUUCCACGGAGUCAGUCACUUAACGGAUAUAGUUUGUUGUACAUAGACUUGCAAAGUCACACUUAUCAGGUACGGCAUCGCACAGCUGAGCUCAAGGGCAUGAGUUUAAGUUCCGGCCAGGGCGGCCGCAUUUCAAUGGGAGCCGAAUGCAAAGAACACCCGUGUUCUAAGAAUUAGGUGCACGGUAAAGGAUUUCCUGUGGUCAAAUUUAUUUCAAACACCUCCACUAAUGCGAUCAUAUUGUAAACGUGGCACGUAAAACACUACAGUUAUCCUAUGUAAGCCACAAAUUAAAUGCAAAAGAGGCACGUCUGGCGCGUGCACGGCAACUAUGUGCUGAAAUAUUUACAAAAGUCAGAAUGAUGCGUCUAGUUAACUUUUCGUGUGGGGGCUAUUUUUAACGAACGCGCGUUACCUCUAGUUCACUUAAGCGAUUUCCGCUGAAGAAUGUUUGUAAGUAGGUUGUUUUUAUUAUGGUGUACUGAUUGUUGUUUAUGCGAAUGCGUUAAUAAAAAAUAUGCGCGAUG
Molecule: messenger RNA, 3121 nt
Organism: Rhipicephalus microplus (southern cattle tick)
Lineage: Eukaryota; Metazoa; Arthropoda; Arachnida; Ixodida; Ixodidae
Product: nose resistant to fluoxetine protein 6
Molecular function (GO): acyltransferase activity, transferring groups other than amino-acyl groups
Source: RefSeq, a predicted model, not a curated record